Penicillium expansum is the source of this 1083-nucleotide messenger RNA. Its product is annotated as SWIRM domain-containing protein. Gene Ontology annotation, cellular component: SAGA-type complex; nucleus. Lineage: Eukaryota; Fungi; Ascomycota; Eurotiomycetes; Eurotiales; Aspergillaceae. The record is from RefSeq and is a predicted model, not a curated record. Gene Ontology annotation, molecular function: transcription coactivator activity; protein binding; chromatin binding. The transcript has a single exon. Gene Ontology annotation, biological process: regulation of transcription by RNA polymerase II; chromatin remodeling. Bases 1 to 1083 code for a protein of 360 amino acids.
AUGUCACCCCCAGAGACGAAGCCUCUCGAGAGCUUUCCUGUCUCACUUUCACCGUUUGCAAAGCCUCAAGAUUCUUCAACUCGUGACAUACAACUUCCACCUAUCUCAGCUGAUCGAAAACGGACGCAGUCAGAGAUGGACCUCCCGUCGCCACCUGUGACUCCCUACACGGGGAACAAGAAGAGCAAUUCCCAUGCCUCGGACCAAAUUGAAAGAGAUUUGGGAUCCCCCAGGGAUCCUGUCCUUUUCCCCCCCCAGGAUUCCGUUACUGACGUUGCCACGGAUGAGCCGUUGUUCGGCCCCGUUCACCCUCCAUCUGCAGAGGAACUUGUGGAAGAACACAUGAAUUCUCACAUGGCAAUCUUUCGCAAUAAGUUGAACAAACCCACACGGGAUGAAUAUCUCCUAGCGCUCUCCUGUGUUCCCAUUGUUUCGACCCAGUACAAUCGCAAUCCGGGUGCUUGGGCCCGAGAGGAACGGGAGACGCUGGAGCGCCAAAUGGCCAUGAUGAACCGCUAUCGCUCAGGAGAUUAUGAACCCAAGUUGAAGAAGAUUGCUCCAGCUCCAGUUAAGAGAUCGGGAACUCAACCGCGCGUGCAACGAACCCGGGUCAAACGCACCCCUAAAUCUACACCCAAGCAGCAGGUGUUUGACAACUUUGAUCCCCCCCAGACGCCGCUUACCAAACCGCGUGCUUUGGGUACGAAUCGCGAUGACACCGAUUAUCACUCACUCAAGGAUUUUUCGCCCCCGGUAGACACGCUAGGCAGUAAUGCUAAAGCAUUGAAGGCCGAUUGGAAGGGGCAGAUGUUGGAUUUGAGCAAUGACCCGGACAGAAACAUUCUCAGUCCCGCCGAGCUCAAUCUCGCCUCCACCCUGAGACUUUCAUGUGCGACCUAUCUAUGCAGCAAGCGUCGAAUCUUUGAAGCUCGAGUUCGAGCUCUUGGCGUUGGCAAAGAGUUUCGCAAAACAGAUGCCCAGCAGGCUUGCAAGAUCGAUGUCAAUAAAGCCAGCAAACUUUGGACCGCUUACGAACGUGUGGGUUGGUUUGAAGCUGAAUAUUUUCACCAAUACCUAGCAUGA